This is a messenger RNA of Triticum turgidum subsp. durum (durum wheat), 1194 nucleotides long. The record is from the annotation of a GenBank genome assembly. Lineage: Eukaryota; Viridiplantae; Streptophyta; Magnoliopsida; Poales; Poaceae.
AUGGCAACCACCCUUGCCACCGAUGUCCGCCUCUCAGUCGCGCACCAGACCCGCUUCGCCCUCCGCCUCGCCUCCGCCAUCUCAUCCGACCCCGAAUCUGCUACCGGCAACGUCGCCUUCUCCCCGGUCUCACUCCAUGUCGCGCUCAGCCUCAUUACUGCCGGCGCUGGCGGCACCACCCGCGACCAGCUCGUAGCCAUACUUGGGAACGAGAAUGCAGGCGGGCCCGAGGGACUCCACUCGCUCGCGGAUCAGGUGGUACAGUUAGUGCUUGCCGAUGCGUCCAUCACCGGCGGCCCGCGCAUCGCCUUCGCCAACGGCGUGUUUGUAGACGCGUCGCUCUCCCUCAAGCCUUCCUUCCAGGAGCUCGCUGUGUGCAACUAUAAGUCCGAGGUCCAAUCCGUGGACUUCAAGAAUAAGGCUCCUGAAGUUGCUAGUCAAGUGAACUCAUGGGUAGAGAAUGUCACAACAGGUCUCAUCAGAGAGAUCCUCCCUAAAGGGUCUAUUGACUACACCACUAGACUGGUUCUUGGUAAUGCCCUUUAUUUCAAGGGACUUUGGACUGAGAAAUUUGAUGAAUCUAAGACAAAAUACGACAAGUUCCACCUUUUAAAUGGGGACACUGUUCAAACACCAUUCAUGUCCAGUACAAAUAAGCAAUACAUUUCAUCUUCCGAUGGCUUGAAGGUACUUAAGAUUCCAUAUCAGAAAGGUGGAGACAAUAGGCAAUUCUCCAUGUACAUUCUUCUUCCUAAAAGACGUGAUGGUCUCUGGACCUUGGCCAAAAGGUUGAGCACUGAAUCAGAGUUCAUCGAUAAGCAUAUACCAACGGAGAAAGUUGUAGUUGAGCAGUUCAUGCUGCCAAAGUUCAAGAUAUCGUUUGGAUUUGAAGCAACCAAUUUGCUCAAGAGUUUGGGUCUUCAGUUGCCAUUUAGCACAGAGGCAAACCUUUCAGAGAUGGUGAAUUCUCAUGUGGGCCUAUUCAUCUCAUCUAUUUUCCACAAGUCAUUUGUCGAAGUGAAUGAACAAGGAACUGAGGCUGCAGCGGCAACUAGUGUAGCGAUCGAACAACAACAGAUGCCCAUUGUGAUGGACUUCGUUGCAGAUCACCCUUUCCUCUUCCUUAUCCGAGAAGACGUCAUUGGUGUGGUUCUCUUCAUCGGUCAUGUGGCCAAUCCCCUCGUGUCUUCGUAA